Messenger RNA from Talaromyces atroroseus, 1605 nucleotides. RefSeq lists its product as hypothetical. The transcript is spliced from 5 exons. The coding region runs from base 1 to 1605 and encodes 534 amino acids. Gene Ontology annotation, cellular component: plasma membrane. Gene Ontology annotation, molecular function: nucleobase transmembrane transporter activity. NCBI's taxonomy places the organism in Eukaryota, Fungi, Ascomycota, Eurotiomycetes, Eurotiales, Trichocomaceae. The record is from RefSeq and is a predicted model, not a curated record. Gene Ontology annotation, biological process: transmembrane transport; nucleobase transport.
AUGACUGGCGUCUUUCGUCGACGUAUAACUUCAGCCAAGGAUCGUCUUGAGGAGAAGACUCGAGGCAAAUCGAAGCUGUCGGGAUGGGUUCUUCCUCGGCAGACAACCAGUUUCGCAGACGAAGGCUCCUGGACAAACAUUGAUGCCGACGUUACGCCUGUGGAGCGAAGGACAUGGUCAACUUUUACUGUCAUGGGCUUUUGGUUCAGUGACGCUCUCAAUGCCCAGGGUUGGGAAGGACCAAGUUCUAUCAUCCAGCUCGGUCUAACAUGGAGAGAAGCAUUUUAUCUGACCGUCCUAGGAGCCAUAGUGGACACAGUUCCGUUAGUUCUCAACGGUGCAAUUGGGGCUCACUAUCACAUUCCUUUCCCCGUGGUAACUCGAUCAUCCUUUGGUUAUUAUUUCUCUCGAUUUGCCAUCGUCGUCCGACUCAUUACUGCACUCUUUUGGAAUGCUAUACAAACAUGGACUGGAAGCCAGGCAAUGCAGCAGGUGAUUCGUGCUAUUUGGCCAUCGUUCCUUAAUAUUCCAAACCACUUUCCCGAGAGCUCUGGUAUAACUACCUCGUUGAUGGUCUCACACUUAGUGUUCUGGUGUGUUCAGACCGCAGUGGUGCUCACGCCACCACACAAGCUCAAGUGGUUCUUCUUAUUCAAGGUCAUUGUGGUCUUGACUGCGAGUACAGCCACAGUCAUUGCCAUGACCUACAAAGCCCAUGGAGUUGUUUUCAAAAGGGCCACAAUGGCGACCAACAUCCCAGACUUCACUAGAUAUAUGAGAAACAAAAGAGGCGUCUACUGGCAAGCCCUCAUGCUCCCGGCGAUCAACCUUCUCUUGUCGGUGUUUGGUACAAUCAGCACUAGUUGCGCCAAGGUCGUAUAUGGAACCUAUAUCUGGGAUCCUCUUGAGUUGGUCUCCUAUUGGGAAGGUCCAUCCGGAAGAUGCGGCGCGUUCUUCGUUGGGCUGUGCUGGGUCGUCGCCCAGAUUGGUACCAACCUCUCAGCAAGUAUUAUUUCCGCCUCUAAUGACCUUACGAACUUAUUUCCAAAAUAUAUCAACAUCCGUCGAGGGGCUAUAUUGGUUUCUUUGAUUUCUGGAUGGAUCAUGGUUCCGUGGAAGAUCGUAUACUCGGCGGAAUCUCUGAUUACGUUUAUAUCAGCGCUUGCGAUAUUCCUCGCUCCGAUUGCCUCUAUUUUGGCCACUGACUACUGGAUAGUUAAAAAACGCAACUUUGACGUUCCAGGGCUGUACCGCAGACAUGGUCGGUAUGAAUACAAUUACGGCAUUAAUUGGCGGGCCGCCAUCGCAUUUCUCGUGGCCGUUACCCCGACGCUUCCAGGGCUGGCCAAUUCAGUGAACAGCAAUGUCAAGAUCAGCGAUGGCCUCCAACACAUGUACGACUGCAAUUAUCUUUACAGCUUUCUGAGCGGUGCCUUCGUGUACGUCACCCUUAGCAAGGUUUUCCCUGCCCCUGAGACCCUUCUUGCAUCUCCGAUAUACGAAGAUCUUGCGAUCCUAGAGUCUGUGAAGUACGUCGGUCAAGCCGCUCACAGCCAUAUGGAUAAAUUAGACGCAGAGGUGACUGAAAAGAGGGAGGAAGAGUGA